Molecule: messenger RNA, 261 nt
Organism: Thamnophis sirtalis
Lineage: Eukaryota; Metazoa; Chordata; Lepidosauria; Squamata; Natricidae
Source: RefSeq, a predicted model, not a curated record
GGGCUGAGCUUCCAUUUGGCUGCUGUGUUGUUGUCCCUCGGCUUCAUCACUUACAUUGAACACGUUCUCAGAAAGAGGUUGUCUGUCAUCUUUGAUGCCUGUAUACUCUCCAAGAAGUGUCAACCAGGAUGCUCACAUCGCCACAGCACGAAUCUCUGGGUUCGUCUCCUCAACCUGCUCUUUGGGGCUCUUGCUGUCUUCCACUUGGCUUACUUAGGCUCAUUAUUUGAUAUGGAUGCCGAUGACACUAUGGAAGAACAG